AUGCUGUGGUUCCCGGUGAAGAAGAUCCGGAAGCAGUUCAAGCUGCUGCUGCUCCUGGUGCUCCUCACCUUCGCCGUGUGGUUCACCUACCUGCACAUCAGCCUGGUGCGCCAAGGCAAGGCGCUGCGCCUGCACUUCGCCUACGGCAGAGAUGGUGAGCGACUGGGCGAGGUGACAGACCCUGGCAGGCAUGCGGCGGGGGCCCAUGCAUCCUCUCCUCAGAGGAAGGCUGAGGACUCCAGCGAGAGCCGGGAGGACGAGCAGAUGACUGAAGAGCAAGGGGUUGAUGGCUGGUUUUCAAAAAGACGUGGCCUUGACAGAGCUGGAAGACCCCCAAAGCCAAACGUAACCAGACAUGUUCUGCCCUGGAGCGAGCAGUACAAAGGGAAAGCAAACCUGCAUGUAUUUGAAGACUGGUGUGGAGGAGCUGUUGGGCACCUAAGGAAGAACCUGCAUUUCCCCCUCUAUCCGCAUACCCGCACAACAGUGAAAAAGUUGGCUGUGUCACCCAAAUGGAAGAAUUAUGGCCUCCGUAUAUUUGGGUACAUCCAUCCCUUCAAAGACGGGGACUUCCAGUUUUCUGUAGCUUCAGAUGACAACUCUGAAUUUUGGCUCAGUCCUGACGAGACUCCAGCCAAUGCCCGUCUGGUGGCAUUUGUGGGCAAGCUGGGCUCUGAGUGGACUGCCCCAGGAGAGUUCACAAAAUUCAGCUCACAAGUUUCCAAGCCAAUCCGUCUCCUUUCCUCUAGGCGCUAUUACUUCGAGCUCCUCCACAAGCAGGACGACCGUGGCUCAGACCAUGUGGAAGUUGGUUGGCGCGUUUUUCUGCCCAGCUUCAAGUUUGAGGUCAUCGAUUCACCCUACAUUUCACUCUAUACAGAUGAAUCCAGCCUGAAAAUGAAUGAGGUGGGGCAUGUGCCUCAGUCCCUCGCCAGCCACUCCGGCAGCUACCUCUGGGGUGCGCAGAGAGAUGAGCAUGGAGCAGAUAUGCUGAAGCCUGACCCUCGGGACACUUUCUUCCUCACUCCCCAGAUCGAGCCGUCCCACGUGGAGAAUGUGCUGGUGCCCUGUGCUUACAGCCCCACGUACGUGGUGAAGGAUUUCCCUAUUGCCCGCUAUCAGGGCCUGCAGUUUGUCUACCUCUCAUUUGUUUACCCCAAUGAUUUCACCCGGCUUACGCACAUGGAGACGGAGAACAAAUGCUUCUACAGGGAGUCUCCGCUCUACUUGGAAAAAUUUGGCUUUUACAAAUACAUGAAGAUGGACGAAGAGGAAGAGGAGGAGGAGGAAGAUCCACACCAGAGAGCCUUUCUCUUCCUGAAUCCUGAGAAUUUUCUUGAAGAGGAGGAAGAAGGAGCCGACAGUCCUGAGCCCACUGACCCACUCCCUGAGGACAAGAGCCCGGGUGUUCUGGAUCCAAAUGUGUUCACAGGGCUUCAGAGGAAAGAGAGGCCCCUUGUCACAAAGGAUUAUGGGAAUGAUGUGGACUACUAUGCCUUCAACCAGAAGCAAAAGAGGUUUAAUGAAGAGGGGACCCUGACCGGGCAGCCUGUUUCCACAGGUACAAACACUGGACCGAGCCAGAGUCCUGUGACUCCGUCAAAGGCACCCCAGGCCUACAGGAAGGCAUCCCCUUUUGGGGAGCAGGUGGUUCUCUAUGGCCGGUCCCUCAGCUGGGCACAGAAUGAGGAGGACGAAGAGGCUGGAAGGAAGGAGGGCGGGCUGGGGCUGCUGUUGCCACCUAAGCGAGGCAGCUCCCUCGGCCUCCAGCCUCGCCUCUCUGUGCCUUUCUUUGCUGGGAAGGCCAAACAGCAGAGCCCGAAGGAGGAGGGGCAGCCCAAGAAAGAGACCAAGAAGCCCCCAGACAAGGUGUACGUGACGCGGCUGCAGCCCAGCAAGAAGAAGGCCCCGUCCCAAAAGGAGGCUUUCCCCGGAGUCUUUCUCUACCCCAAACUGCCCAGGAAGGUGCACUUGAACUCCAGGCUCCCUCAGCGGCGGCCUGCCCCCUCCAGCAAGCUGCACACCAUCCCUGGCCAUAGGACCCCUUGGCUCACUGGCAAUGCCUCCAAAGAAAAAGACCCUUCUAAAAGGAAAAGCCAGCAGGCCAGCAGGAAAUGGGAGCAGCUGUAUGACCAAGAGGCCCCCAAGGCCCGAAGGAAGCAGAGGGUGCGGCCCAGUGCCUUGAGCCUGCCUGCAGAAGGGCUCUUCAGCCAAGAAACCUUUGAGGUCACCACUGCGGCGAGGACCACCCUGGAUUACAAUUCCUCUGAGGUGGUGCUGCCUGAAGGCGUGCGAGUGACGUCCUUCCUGCGGAUGUCUGAGAUGACAGAGUCCCAGCAGGAGGAGGGCCCAGAGAAGGCCCUGGGGGAGGAGGCCGAGGAGGAGCUGUCCGAUUACAGCUACGAGAACUCUGAGCUGCAGCAGAGCUGGCUGGAGGACUCCAUUAACUGGCAGAGGACGUUCAGCGUCAGCCCUGUGGAUUUUGAGCUGCUGCGUUCGGACUGGAACGACCUCCGGUGCAACGUCUCGGGAAACCUGCAGCUGAGCGAGAGCGAGGUGGUGGACGUGGUGGCUCAGUAUAUGGAGAAGCUCAACGAGAAGAAUGGCGGCAUCUACACCCUCUUGAGGAUCAUCAAUGUGGAGAAGAGGCGAGACACGGCCCGGGGCAACCGAUACCUGAUGGAGCUGGAGCUGAUGGAGAGAGGCCAGAGGACUGUGCGGCUCUCAGAGUACAUCUAUGUCCUGCUGCACCAGGGAAAAUCAGAGGACAGCACUGAAGUGAACCCCGAGGGGCCUGCAACAGUGUCCACUGAAUCUCAGCCAUCACCUAGUGCCUGGAGCCUGCUCUAUGGGAAGCCCAUCCUGUGCCGACCUCUGCGGCUUAGCUGGAGGCACAAUGUUAUGGUGCAUUUUGUGGUGCCAGUGAAAAACCAAGCACGCUGGGUACAGCAGUUCAUCUCAGACAUGUCUAACCUAUACUUGAACACCAAGGAUGCCAACUUCAACGUUAUCCUGGUAGACUUUGAUAGUGACGACAUGGAUGUGGAGAAGGCACUUCAGGAAGCUCACCUGCCCAGAUACCAAUACUUGAAGCGCACAGGAAACUUUGAGCGCUCAGCAGGACUACAGGCUGGGGUGGACGCCAUAGAGGAUGGCAGCAGUAUUGUGUUCCUGUGCGACCUGCACAUCCACUUCCCCCUCAACAUUCUCGACAGCAUCCGGAAGCACUGUGUGGAGGGAAAGCUGGCUUAUGCGCCCAUUGUCAUGCGGCUGGGCUGCGGGAGCUCUCCGCAAGAGCCGAAUGGCUACUGGGAGGUGAAUGGCUUUGGCCUCUUUGGGAUCUACAAAUCUGACUUUGACCGUAUUGGUGGGAUGAACACAGAAGAGUUCCGGGACCGCUGGGGUGGAGAGGACUGGGAGCUGUUGGACAGGGUGCUUCAGAGUGGGCUGGAGGUGGAACGUUUGCGACUCAGGAACUUUUACCAUUACUACCAUUCCAAACGUGGCAUGUGGAAUUCACGCAGCAAGAAGACACCCAAAGACUAAACACCAGCCCUGCCCUCAGCUGAUCCCCACUCCUGGUCCUCUUCGGGAGGUGAAGAGGAAGCAGCAGCUGCCAUCUUGGCUUUGCUACCUGUGACUCGGCACACCUUCCACACUGCUGCAGGUGCCCUUCUGGAUGCAGCAUCAGUCAGAGGCCCUGCGCAAGGGCUCUCAGGAGUCGAGGGUUUCUACUGAACUAUUUAAAGCAAACCAUGUUUACUUUGGGAUUUUUUUGUGACUUUUCUUAAGGGAUCUAAUUUCUUAGUCAGAAAUUGCAUUUAUUAACUCAGUAGUACUGAAAGGUCGGGAUUCCUGCUGAAAGGGAGAAUGGGAUGUGCCUUCCAGUAUUACUACAGCCAGGAAGGAAGGUGCUGGGACCGCUACACAAAGCUCAUGCAGCUGCCAGGGGAGGAUCACUCUUGUUACUUGGCUCAUAGUUUUGGCACCUGAAAGCAAAGGAGGAAUCUUCAGUGUGACAAGUGCUGUUCACUCCUGAGGUGACUGGGCCUCAACUUUAUAUCAUGGUCAAAGUGGGCCCUCAGGAGAGUUCAAUGUCCUAAGAGGAUUUUUGAGGGAAAGGCUCAUGUCAGGUUUGGGAGGGGGGGAAGUGUUUCAGUCUUUCUAAGUGAAUUUUGGGUUUUUGGCCCAUCUGCAUAUGUUCUGGAUCUGUCUUAGGUAGAGGCAGCCCCAAAUCUAGCCCCCUGUGAUCUUCCUACACAUACCUGCUGCUUCUGUGACUGAUGAAGAUCAUGCUAGGAUGGAGAUUGGGGGAAAGAGUUUCAAGAGAGAGAGAGGGUACGAUCAUGAGAGUGCCCUUCACUACUCUCAGAGUCACUUCAGAUGCAAUAAUCUUGCUAAGGGGUCUGGGGGUAUAGGCACCUCGUGCUUCCUGUUCUUCCACAUCUCAGUCUUAUCAGAAAGAGAACUUGCACAUCUCCCCUGCACUAGAGCUGCAGAGACUCCCAUAUUCCAGAUAGGAACAGUACAGUUCUCUUUCACACUUCAAUGAAAUGGCAAAGGAACAGAAAAGUAUUGAGGCCUUCCACUUUCUUUUCCCAUCACAACACAUUCACAUCAGAAAUGGCUUGCACCCUUCUCAUUCUUCCCUUUCAUCCUUCAUCUGUUGUUUGAAUGUACAAGGAAAGUAUUGAGUAGCUCUCUGUGCCAUCUGAAGUGGCCACAGAGAGAGUAGGUGGGUUUCUGUAUAACCAUCAGCAUUGGAGCUGCCAGGAAUUAAGGAGAAACCCUGGGAACUCAUGAGUGCUGAGCUGCUCAGUGAGCUUAAGCUUCCAGUUACUGCCCACUCUUCUCCAGUCACCCAACCAAGCUGAUGAAAGAAAGCUGGGUACCAUCCUCAUGCUAUGAGGUGUGAAUACCCACCACCAUAAAAACCCUCAUUUUGGGGAGGGGAUUGGAUAGCUAGGAAAAUCAGGAUGGGCUGAAAGAGUGGACUGGAGGACCAUGUUUUCCUCUAAUCAACAUUACUUCCAGAGGAACCCCUCUCCUUUUCCACACACAGUUGGAGAAGUAGGUGAGGUUUCACUAUCCUCAGGUUCAUCUUCACAGGCUGCUGUGGUAGGGGUAACAGAAAGGGAUGGUGCAGGAAUCAAAGGAGGGGAGGGCACAACAAUAUUUCCAAGCUAAUUUCUGUGAAAUUAUGAGGUAGAAAGCUGUUUUCAGAAAGUUAUGUCUGGUUUUGUUUUAUUUUGUUAUUUUUAUUGAUAUUGUUAUUAAAAAUAAAGUAAAUGUCUUGGUUCUGAUUA
Molecule: messenger RNA, 5306 nt
Organism: Podarcis muralis (Common wall lizard)
Lineage: Eukaryota; Metazoa; Chordata; Lepidosauria; Squamata; Lacertidae
Gene: B4GALNT4
Product: beta-1,4-N-acetyl-galactosaminyltransferase 4
Cellular component (GO): Golgi cisterna membrane
Molecular function (GO): acetylgalactosaminyltransferase activity
Source: RefSeq, a predicted model, not a curated record